Leptinotarsa decemlineata (Colorado potato beetle) is the source of this 1530-nucleotide messenger RNA. RefSeq names its product ras-related protein Rap-2b. The record is from RefSeq and is a predicted model, not a curated record. NCBI's taxonomy places the organism in Eukaryota, Metazoa, Arthropoda, Insecta, Coleoptera, Chrysomelidae. Gene Ontology annotation, molecular function: GTP binding; GTPase activity.
UUCACUUCACUUAGAAUGAAUUGGUUCAACGAUUUCGGCCCGUCGCACAUGUUGAUCGGGCGUCGCGGCGCCGACGCGAGUCCCGGAGCCCGCUUCCGACGGCUCCGGGAACAGUCAAAGAUACGUCGCCAACCUGUUGGUCCGAUCGUAGACGUUCCUUUGUCGGCUCAUGUUCUUCAAUAGAGCUAAUACGCUCGUCGGGUUGAAUCGUCUUCUAGUUGCAGCUCAUUUUUAAACGGAAAGACUGGCGUCUAGACCGCAGAGAGGAUUGAUGAAGGGUAGACAUCAAUUCCGCAGGCGAUUCAGCUUGCAGCCGUCCUUUCUCAAAGAAGAACCAGAAGAAGAGAAACACAUCCCAGCAAGAGUUCUCAGGUCACAGAAGAGCCACGAUGUGGAAUCUCUGGAGAAAGACGACACUGUCGGUGUCGUGCCUGUCAACAACGUCCGACACAAGAUAGUAGUGAUGGGUUCCGCUAAAGUCGGAAAAUCCUCCAUAAUAUCGCAGUUCCUCUACGGAUCCUUCUCCGCCAAGUACAAGCGCACAAUAGAAGAGAUGCAUCAUGGAGAUUUCAAUGUUUCUGGGGUCCAUUUAACUCUGGAUAUUUUGGACACAUCCGGAUCGUACGAAUUUCCAGCCAUGCGAGCCUUAUCGAUAUCAUCGGCAGACGCUUUUAUUCUAGUUUAUGACGUCACCGACUCCAACACCUUCGAGGAAGCCAGAUCGCUUCGAGACCAAAUCCACGAAACCAAAUGUUCGACAUACGUUCCAAUCGUGGUUGUCGGAAACAAGACGGAUUUGACAGGGGAUAGGGAGGUCGACACAGCAACAACCGAAUCAGUAGUAACCGUCGACUGGGAGAACGGCUUCGUCGAGACCUCCGCCAAGGACAACGUGAACAUCAGCAAGGUUUUCAAAGAGCUGCUGGUGCAGGCGAAAGUCAAGUACAACCUGAGUCCGGCCCUCCGUCGGCGUCGUCGCCAGUCGCUGCCGGCGCACUCGGGGCCUCCGCAGACGCCCACCCACGCCGCCAUGAUUCCUUCCGCCGUCCAGCUGCAGCAUCUCCAGCAAAUCAGAGAUCGCCAUGGCAAAAGAAACUCUUGUAUUAUCUCCUAAGUAUACUUUUCUAAAUGCUAUUUUAUAUUCUUAGGUGCUGACGAACGGUGUGGGCGGUCCAAAUGAUUUAUUUUACCUCUUCAGUGUUUCAACGAUUUCUUUUUCUUUCGACUGAAUGCAGGUGGUGAAUGUCGACGUUCUGUUUCUUAGUCUGGGCUAUGGGAAGAGUGAGUGGUAGAUACUUUCUUUCUGGGUAUUAAGGAAAGGCGUUACUUGAGCUCGUUGUCACUUUUGAUUUGAAGCUUUAUAACUUCUGUUUGCUAUAAUUUUUUUGGCUCUACUCAAACUGAACAUUUUAUCUUCUUGUUUGUUUUUUUAUGCAGUUAGAACGGCUUAGUGCAGGUACUACAGGUAAAUUUUUCUGUAUUUGGGUUACAACAAGUGGCUCUUUAAUUGAAAUCAAUAUGGGAAUGAUC